GAGAUGGUAAAUAGAAAAAGGAACGUAUAAAUAGUUUGCCAUGUAUUUUAUCAUUUGUAGUUUUAUUUGUAUCGCCAUAAAAUGGAUAAGCUAGUGUACAAAUCGCAUCUCAUAUUCUACACCGAGGAUGAGAUACAACGGAUUUUGAAUGGUCAUGGAAUGAAAGUCGAUCAGCUUUUUGAUUAUGUCAAGAUCAUCAAGGAUUGGUUGAAAACGCAGCCUCACAUCCCUUUGGAGCCUAGCGAUAGGCAAAUUGCUUAUUUCCUGUUAAUGAACAAAUUUUCCAUAGAAAACACUAAAGUGAAGUUGGACGCGAAUUACACUAUCAAAGGUUUAAUACCUGACUUUUUCAAUAAACCUGCAUCGCAUCCGGACAUUCAAAGAGCUCUGAAAUUCGUAAAUAUUGGAUUUUUACCGAAAUUAUCUAAAAACUUGAACCGUAUCAUCAUCUGGCGUUUGAAAGAUGCGGAAGAUCUGGACGUUCCUCUGAUUUUCACCAUUUACUGCAUCUUAUACGAGCUUAAAACUAUUUUGGACUUUAGUAAUGCGGAAGAGUACAUUUUCGAUAUGUCAUAUUUUCCGCUCUCGGCUGUCGGAAAAUACACUCCAACGAUAGUCAAACGGUUCUUCACUGUUUUGGAAAAAGUUUACUCGAAUCGCAUUGCCACUUUACACUUUGUAAAUUUACCAUCACAUGCCCUAUCAUUAAUCAAUUUGAUUAAAAUGUUUUUAAAGCCGAAACUACGAGAAAGGAUGAUCUUUCAUGAUAAUUUCGAUAGUUUGCACGAAUAUUACGAUGUGGAUCAACUUCCCAAAGAAUUUAAUGGAAACGGUCAAAGCUUUGCUGAAAUCAAUGAGGGAACAAAGAAGUUAAUUAUGGAUCACGAAGAUCACUUAACGAAGGCUUUCAGCGCCAGAGUAAAUGAAGAUCUGAGAUCAACGAAAUUAACAAAUGACGAUUUGUUGGGUUUCCAUGGCAAUUUCAAGCAACUAGAUUUUGAUUGAUUUUUCAUCUU
Nicrophorus vespilloides is the source of this 1016-nucleotide messenger RNA. Its product is annotated as clavesin-1-like. The record is from RefSeq and is a predicted model, not a curated record. The coding region runs from base 82 to 1005 and encodes 307 amino acids. NCBI's taxonomy places the organism in Eukaryota, Metazoa, Arthropoda, Insecta, Coleoptera, Silphidae. Gene Ontology annotation, cellular component: membrane. The transcript has 6 exons. Gene Ontology annotation, molecular function: phosphatidylinositol bisphosphate binding.